This is a messenger RNA of Thermothelomyces thermophilus ATCC 42464, 2004 nucleotides long. RefSeq lists its product as uncharacterized. Bases 269 to 1693 code for a protein of 474 amino acids. Gene Ontology annotation, biological process: transcription elongation by RNA polymerase II; poly(A)+ mRNA export from nucleus; post-transcriptional tethering of RNA polymerase II gene DNA at nuclear periphery. NCBI's taxonomy places the organism in Eukaryota, Fungi, Ascomycota, Sordariomycetes, Sordariales, Chaetomiaceae. Gene Ontology annotation, molecular function: double-stranded DNA binding; RNA binding. The transcript has 7 exons. Gene Ontology annotation, cellular component: transcription export complex 2. The record is from RefSeq and is a predicted model, not a curated record.
CCCAUCCAAAACUCACCUUCACUGCAACUUCAGCAGCAACAACUAGACAGUUUUUUGGCAAACCCCCGAAACAGCUGUAUUUGGUUGACUUUGAGUGUCGGAAGCACGGUAACCUUCGUAUAUCGAGUCCCAGCUUAUUGUCAGAGAAAAGAGAUACGAGACCACGGUUUACCACCCGUUCACCUCAACUCUCAGGAACCUUGGCGGGGCAGUAAUCAGUUGCAUCCACACCGACCUCGUCAUAGCCAGCGACCUCAGCAUCCCCAACAUGGAGAUCGGUCCCGCCUUGUACAACAGAUUUGCCGAGGCUCUGAGCAAUGAGAAUGGCUAUCGACUUGCUGAAACAUUAUCGCCAGACAUCCCAAACGAACAAUUGAGGAAGGUUUUCAAGAGUCAAAAUGCUCAGAAUAUCAAGAACGUUCUCAGGCGCGGUCUGCAGGGGAAUGCUGCCCUCGCUCUUGAUCAUCAAACCCUACAGGGCUGGGUCGAUGUAUACGCGGCAUAUUGGAAUGCCACGGGAGUUCUUCUGACGGCUCGGGAGUCAGAGAGCGACAGCAGCAAGUCGUCGCACCUGGUGUGGACAAAGGUCUACGAGGCUUGGACUGAACUCCUGAACACCCUGCUCCGGGGUUACCAGAACUUUGGUUUCGAAGCUUUCACCAUCCCCUGCCUGUAUGUGGUGUGCAAGUAUCUUCGUGUUUUUGCCAUUCAAGCGGACGAGGAGCGGAAUAGAAACGCCCCCUUCGACAAUGGUGCAACAACUCUCCAAGAUGACUUCGACCCAGAGACCAACAAGAAUCAGAAGUUGGAAGAUUGUGCGCGAGUCUUGUCCAGAGUCUUCAUGAUUUGCCAAACAGAUCGGGCACCACUCGAAGAAUCGCGAAAAUGGGGUAGCUACUACAUCGCCAACCUCCUUCUCAAGACUUACUUCCGAUUGAACUCAGCGUCCCUUUCCAAGAACAUUCUGAACAGCUUGCGCGCCGGCGGCCGGGAUAUGCCGGACUUCUCCCUCUUUCCAAAGUCUCAACAAGUAACAUUCAAGUAUUACGAAGGAGUCCUGGCUUUCCUGGAGGAGAACUAUAUCCAGGCCGAGGAGUGCUUGACCGAGGCGUGGAAUCUGUGUCAUAAGAAUGCAAUGAGGAAUAAGGAGCUUAUCCUGACAUACCUCAUCCCAUGCCAUCUCAUCAAGAGCCACACCUUGCCGACCAAAAAGUUGCUGGAGCCGUUCCCAAGACUGCAGAAACUCUUCCUUCCUCUCUGCCGGUGUAUCAAACGAGGAGAGCUUCACAAGUUCGAUCUUGCGUUGCAGGAAGGCGAGGACGAGUUUGUCAAGCGCCGCAUCUAUCUUACCUUGGAAAGGGGCCGCGAUAUCGCGCUGCGGAAUCUACUGCGGAAGGUCUUCAUUGCCCGCGGGUUUGAGGAGGCCAAAGAAGGAGAAAAGCCCGUUCGUCGUACUCGUGUGCCCGUCGCUGAGUUCGCCGCCGCCAUCAGCCUAGGCAGCCAGGAGAAGAUUGACAACGACGAGGUUGAGUGCUUGUUGGCCAACAUGAUAUACAAGGGUCACAUGAAGGGAUACAUUUCACGCCAGCACGGCAUCGUCGUGCUCAGCAAGUCAGGGGCAUUCCCUGGCACGGGGAAAGCGCUGAGGAAGGUGCACAAGGGCCAGUUCCGUGCGCGAGUUAGACAAAUGUGAUGGCACAGUCCUGGGUUCGACGGGAUGAGACAGAAGAGGCCACGCCGCGGUUAUUGAGCGGCUGACUUUGUUGGCUGCAUGAUACUUAUCGCGUGCUUUUAGCGUCGGAAAGCGCGGGAUGCUCGUGAAAUUUUGGUGACUGAUUCAACCGACGUAGUCUGUGACGCGGAAUUGAAGCAAACAGCUAACGCCCCUUGGUCUCCUACCGUAGGAGAGGCGACCGAGACGGGAGAGCGAAAGGCUGGAUGCCUUGAUGGAUGAUAAUGUUUGCACUUCUCAAACUCCGACAAGAGUGCCGAGAUGCGAAACCG